AUGGCCACGCAACCAGAUCCUCACCAGGUCUCGCAGGCCGUCGACGCCCUGGCAAGAUCGAUUCUCGCCCAAAGAGUCUCCAAUCACCAGAACAAACCGGCACGACUGCGGAAAUUAGAAUCGCUGAAACAACAGUUCGAUGCUUUUUUGAGAGCAGAUCGGGAAUCAAGCCCAUUGGAAGAUUCUGUCAAAGCCGCACCACCAUUGCGCUUGGACGCCUCAAAACUCGACGAAGAGCUGCAGCAGGGACUCAAGACCGUCGCAGUCGACGGUACGCAGUACGUACUGCUGCCGCUGGUUCAAGCAACAGGGCCGCAAACAUCAACCCAAACCGACCCUGGAACUAAAACCGCAACUACACAGAAAAAGAAAAAGAAAAAGAAUAAGAUUUCAUGCUCAUACUGCAAUACCCAGGGCCAUACCAGGGCCAAUUGCGACCGAAAAACCCCUGUCACUUGA
Molecule: messenger RNA, 459 nt
Organism: Lachancea lanzarotensis
Lineage: Eukaryota; Fungi; Ascomycota; Saccharomycetes; Saccharomycetales; Saccharomycetaceae
Product: LALA0S07e01992g1_1
Exons: 1
Coding region: 1-459 (152 amino acids)
Molecular function (GO): nucleic acid binding; zinc ion binding
Source: RefSeq, a predicted model, not a curated record